UGCACGCGUAUCGCUAGGCGGGACGGAUGGCUGGUCAAAUACUCUUUUUGGCUGCUUACUGCAAUUUGUAAAACGGUUGUCCGCUCGAAAACCAGUGUAUUUUAUAUUGAAUUAUACGUAACUUUAUGACUAGGGAAAUCUAAGCUUUGUAGGUUUAAAAAAAAGCUUUGGGAAUUUUGUAAUUCUACUUCGCUGUAGACUAUGACCUUACAGCAGAUGUGGCACUUUCAGACUAGCUAGCUAUAUUUGCUUCAUUUAGCGAGCUAGGUUUCCAAGUGCUUAAUGUGAAGCUUGUGAGAAUUCUCAUAAACUAGCUACCUUGUAGUUUCCGGAUUUAUUCAAGUAGACAGUAAUAUUUGCUGUUUAAACGAGCUGGAUUUUGUCCGAUGGAUUUAUGACUGAACGGUGUAUUUUACAGAAUUCACACUUCAACUUGGGUGGAAGAUGGCCAGUAUUUUAUUGAAUGGCCAAAAUUUAGACCAGAAACUUCAGAUAUGUUCAGAGACCUCAUCAGUUAAUAUACAGACAUGGGGCAAGUUUGUGGAGCCUGUUAAAACCUCAGGGAAAUCUGCAACCUCUGGUCCUGCACUUGAGAAGAACAUGGGGCCUCUAACAACACCCACAAAGGGCCCGGAUGCAUCAGGAGAGCCCUGGACCCCCACCUCCAACUUGAAAAUGCUCAUCAGUGCAGCCAGCCCAGAGAUCCGCAACCGUGAAAAAGAGAGGACUGCAGACAUCACAGAACCAGAGGAGGGAGAGCGCUCUACUCAGGAGCCCGAGCAAAGUGAGGAGGCUGAGAAGUUGCAGCUCAGCCGGAAGGAGAAGAGUCUUGGGCUACUCUGCAACAAGUUCCUGGCUCGCUAUCCAGACUACCCAAACCCUGCCAUUAACAAUGACAUCUGUCUUGAUGACGUCGCUACUGAACUAAACGUAGAACGACGUCGCAUUUAUGACAUUAUGAACGUUCUGGAAAGCUUGAACAUGGUCAGCCGAUUGGCCAAGAACCGCUACACAUGGCAUGGACGUUGCAAGCUGCCACAGACUCUAGCAACCCUGCAGCAAGCAGGUGAGGAGCACCGCUACAGUCAACAGAUCCAGCAACUCCGGCAAAGAAGCCUGGAACAGGAGUUUGAGCUGGAUGGAGAGGAAAAGGAGAAUGAGGAGGCAGAUGGAGAGCUCAGCCAGAAGGAACUGAGCUUCACCGAGCUUACAGUGGACUCUAAAGGAGCCAGCAGCCGGAAGGAUAAGUCUCUGCGUGUGAUGAGUCAGAAGUUUGUCAUGCUUUUCCUGAUAUCAAACCCUCGCAUCGUCAGCCUGGAGAUUGCUGCCAAAAUCCUCAUUGGAGAGGAUCAGGUUGUGGACCAGGAUAAGAGCAAGUUUAAGACUAAGAUCCGUCGCCUGUAUGACAUUGCAAAUGUCCUGAGCAGCCUGGAACUGAUUAAGAAGGUACAUGUGACGGAAGAGCGGGGAAGGAAGCCAGCAUUCAAAUGGACCGGCCCCGAGGACCUUCCCUCCUCUCAGGAUUUGAAGGUUGCUACAGCAAUGGCAACUGCAUCAGUGACCCGACCACUAGAGUCUCGUGCCUCCAUCGAUAACUGCACCAAAAACCUCUUCUGCUCACCGGGCUCCAAGCGAAGCUUCACCCGCCAUCACUCUUUGGUCAAACUGGCUAAGAGCAUAGAGAACGACCGCAGGAAGAUCAGCUCAGCCCCAUCCAGCCCUGUGAAGAUGUCCAGUGAAGCUGUAACUAGAGAGUUUUAUCCCAACAAAAUGGCCCACCUGGCAGCGAUCUGCAAAAUGCAGCUGGAUGAGCAGGCAAUGGAUGUUCAUAAGGAGACAGACCCUGAAGAAGGUCGAGUGGAGAGUACUGUUACACUGCCUGGAGGUGCUGCAGCCAUAUCUGUACUUGAAACUGGGCCCGCCUGUUCUAAAGCGGUUCCGGUUCUGUCCCCAGGGCUCAUUUCGUACCUCCCCUCUCCCGGCUCUCCCCUCAUACCUGUGCUGCUGCCUCAGCCCCAGGUGGGCCGAUCCUAUGCCCUCUACGUGCACCACGCCUCUGUCAAGCCCCACAUCUCCGCCAGGCCACCACCCACUAGCUUGGCAGUGCGUUCCAUGACAUUUGAAAGUCCCAGUGCAGCAAACACGAAAGCGUCACCCGUUACCUUGACAGGAGCAGGUCAGGCGACUCAGGUGUCGUCGCAAAGUCACAACCACGGCAGUCCCUCCCUAAAACGUCCAUGUGCAGAAAUGAGUUUGGAAGGAAGUCCCUCCAAGGUCAGACGGACUGAGGCAAACUCAAAGAACGCUUCCCCAAAGUUGGGUGAGAUCCUGCAAGCUCGUCUGAAGGCCCGCAGGGGAGCUCUGAUCUCAAGCCGUCCAUCCCCGAGAGCCCUGCACCUGGACCCUGAGUUUAGCAAGCCCCUGGAGAGGCAUCCUGGUGCAUCCAGCUGCCACAGCGCCCCACUGGAGCAUAGCCUGGAGACCUUCCUGGAGGGGGAGGAGAGGGGGCGGGUUGAGGCUGGAGAGGCCACACCUAUCUCCCUGCCGCCUGCUCACACAGACACGCACAAGAGCAGUCCGCCACUGCCGGAGGGAGCGGCCUCAGCUGGACAUAUACAUACAGAGACUUUGUUUCCUACAGGUUAUAUAAUUCCCCUCUUUAAGGACAGCUCCAGUGGAGAGACGCUCAAAGCCUCCACCCCCACCUACAACAUCUUUCACACUCCAACUGCAGGCUCCAGACCGCCCCCAUCCCAAGAGUUCACACCCACCAGCCUCCCCCUGCAUCGGGUCUCUCCUGUCUCUCCUUUCCCUGCCCAUGGGCAGCGGGCCCACAGCCCUAGCCCUGCCAUCCUCAACUUCACCCUGCGGAAUCUGGGGCUAAUCCCCCAUACGUCCACGCCCAGCGCCACCCCUCCAGAGCAGGGCAGCCCCGCUCCCUGCCCCCACCCAGGGCUUCCCCCACAGGGCAUGAUCUUCGUCAAGCCCAUGUCCCCGGCCGGACCGCUUCCUCCCGGCACGCUGCAUGCCCAGCCUCUCACUCUCAUCAGCAUCCAGCAGCCGCUCCUGACCACACCCAAAGGUGGUACCACCCUCCAGCACAGUUUCUUCCACACACCUGUCUCCUCCCUCCCCACCAUAGCUACACCCCCAGCACCCAGGAGCCUCUACAUCCCCCAGAGAAAGCUGGAAGUGAACUCGGAGGACAUCUAAAUUGUGUUUUACAUCCACAAUGAUGAACAUAUUUGUAGCAUUUAUCUGCUGUCAAGCCACUAUCUUCUGAGCCUUGUUUGCGUGUGCAUGCAUGCAUGCGAUCGAGUGAAUGUGCACAUGAGAGGUUUGUAUGAUUUUAUUUAACUAGUACUGUAGAUUUUUGCUUAAUCUUUAUUCCUCUGUUUUUCUGGGGUUUUCACUGUGCUUUUGGACUCUGUAUGGUAGACUGAGCCAGAGUACGUGUGGGUAUGGUGCUUUCCACUCAGAUAUGCCUCCAAAUAUAACCUGGUAUAGUUCUAUCCACCAGGCAGUGGUGGAGGGAUUUUACCCUCAACACACAUAAACCCAGGGCUUUGUAAUCCAAUAGACUUGACAUUUGAUGUGCAGACAUUCUUUUGUAAUGGAUUAGCUUUGUAAAUGUACAAAAUGCUGUAACAUGAUUUGUAUGGGGAUUUUAAAAGGAAAAAAAAACGUAUGGGUGUUUU
This is a messenger RNA of Electrophorus electricus (electric eel), 3698 nucleotides long. It is a transcript of the gene e2f8, whose product is annotated as E2F transcription factor 8. NCBI's taxonomy places the organism in Eukaryota, Metazoa, Chordata, Actinopteri, Gymnotiformes, Gymnotidae. Gene Ontology annotation, biological process: regulation of transcription by RNA polymerase II. The record is from RefSeq and is a predicted model, not a curated record. Gene Ontology annotation, cellular component: RNA polymerase II transcription regulator complex. Gene Ontology annotation, molecular function: DNA-binding transcription factor activity, RNA polymerase II-specific; RNA polymerase II cis-regulatory region sequence-specific DNA binding.